This is a messenger RNA of Puccinia graminis f. sp. tritici CRL 75-36-700-3, 411 nucleotides long. RefSeq lists its product as uncharacterized. The coding region runs from base 1 to 411 and encodes 136 amino acids. The transcript has 4 exons. NCBI's taxonomy places the organism in Eukaryota, Fungi, Basidiomycota, Pucciniomycetes, Pucciniales, Pucciniaceae. The record is from RefSeq and is a predicted model, not a curated record.
AUGCCUAGAGGAAGAAAGCAACCUCAUUCAGGAAAUCCAGCCACCAUUGCAUCAAGUACAUCCAAGGCAGCUACCACUACCAGCAGUCGAUACAGCAGAAAUUCCGAUUCCGAAUCAGAUUCCGAAUCAGAUGUCAAGAUAUCACAAGAUCAGCCUUCUGUUGGAAUCACGCCUCGUGCCUGCUCGCAUGAUGAGCAAGAAAAUGCCAAGCGCAAGGCUUGCGAUUUGAAUCAUGACGUCAAUGACGACAUGAAUUCAGUUAAUGACAAGAACGUGUCAUUGAACUCUAAAUCAUCCGUUCGUCAUUCUAACUAUCAAAUCGUUAACACCUACACAACCAAGCUGGCAAAUUGUAUUUCUUCAUCGAUACUCGCUAAAAGAACAGCUCGCGAUCAAAGGCGACUGUAUUAA